GUUUUUUUUUUUUUUUUUGGUCCAUCGUACGAGGACUUGCAUGCCAAGCCAAGGCUUCAUGAUCCGUUACCUUGCUUUAGAUAGGUAUCCUUUAGAGCCGAGCCCCUCCGUCGUCAGGUACUGACUACCUAAGGAAUUGGUUUGUAGUUGCGUAGAUUUUGAAUUAUUCACAUGUUUGUCUGAGGAGAGGUAUUCAAGCAAGGUACCUUAUAUUAGGUACCUAUUCAAGAGAAUAGGUACUUCAGAAACCAUGAACCUUAAGUUUGGUAAGCAUGCAUCUCCUUCGGACUGGCUCUGAAGUCCUAUGGAUGGACAAAGUAAGGCGGGCUUAGGCAAAAUAACUACCACCCCUGGUCAUCUAAGAGAUCAGCAAUUGCACCAUGGACUAGAUCCCCGCGCCGAGGGUAUGGGGAUCAAUUUUGCCGGCAUUCAACUUUGCGGGGAAUUCCCGCCAUAUGAAAGGACGUAUACGGGCACAAUGUGAGAAUUACUUCUUAACCGACUCUUAGAGCAUGUUGGUCAGACCUGGAAAAUAGCAAAGCUGGUGUAGGAUAGGCAAUAAAAGUGAAUAAUAAUGAUCAUAAUUCGUAACGCCAUCCGGGCUUGUUUGUCGGUGUUAGUGCUCAGCCCCAAGACACUAGCUGAACGAUGUGAGAGGUCUUGCUUAGAAGGAUUGAUCUCGGACUACCUCCAUGCGUUAGUAGCCCACGAUCCAUCGAGUUUGCCAACAACCCCAGACGUCAAAUAUGUCGAGAACGAGCAGAUAAUACCACUUGGCGCCGGAGAAUGGCAUAUCGUGGAGUCGCUAGGAAAGUACAACCACACGUUCUCGGAUCCUGAGGCAGGACAGGUCGCGACCAUUACCACGAUCACCGAGAAUGGCGUUGGUGCGAUUUACCUUGUUCGUCUCAAGGUGGAAGAUGACGGAAGGAUAAGCGAAAUUGAAUCACAAAUCACACGAGAUUCCGAUGGCGCAGCGCGCUACGAGGAGCGAGGCCAGCCAGAAGCCGUUUGGCUCGAGGUUGUUCCGCCUGAGGAACGGAUUCCUCGAGACAAGUUGAUCUCACAGACCAACAAAUAUUACACCGGCAUGCAGGGGAACGACCCCAAGGGCGACUACAGUUUCUUCGAUAAGGAAUGUAAUCGUCUGGAGGAUGGUCUUCAAACGACCAACGUCAAGACUGGUGACCCUUACGGUCAUUCGAACGAUACAGUGUUUGCUUCGCUGAGUUGCGAGGAGCAGUUCCAGACUGGAUUUCUUGGAUUUGUCACAAGGAUCCGAGAACGUCACUUCCCUGUAGUUGACGAGGAACGUCAGGCAGUGUUCGCUGUCACCACUCUGGAUCAUAACGGUACGGUGAAAUCGUUGCCUAGCGUGAAUGGCACAUCGUCACCAAUUCCGCGUUACUUCGAAACGCCUCGUUCGUUAAGAGCAAUGGAGGCAUUCCGUUUGCGCGGCGAGAAGCUUUAUCGCAUCGAGAUGACGCUGAUUGAAGUUCCCUACAACAUGCGAGCGGCAUUUCCCGAGGUUCCGCCUAUAGAUGUUAGCGGGCCCGGCACAAACUUCACCACGUACCCGAUUCCAUGCGAUCAAGUCUGCCUCGAGAAUGUUAUAGGAGAUGUCCUCAUGUCGAUCAGGAUUCACGACCAUACGCGUUUACCCUUGGCGAAGGGAAUACGCUACUCCGAGAAUGGCCAAUUCGUAGCUCUCGGAGACGGCUUGUGGGAGACCUUGGAAGCAAUCUCAUGGACGGACAAGUAUGGAGCAGUGUUAUCUGAUUCCAAAAGCGGAACGGCUGGCUACUGGGGAUUCAGUACGGAACAUAAUAUACCAGGCGUGCUUUCUCUACGGAUAAAGGUUGAUAACGGCCAAAUAACGGAACUCGAAGCCCACGUAGUACGUGGAGAGAGUGCCGACAGUCGUGGAGGGACGGUAACGCUUAUGCGCCCGCCGCUUCCAAUCGAGUGGGAGGGCAACACCACGAAUCUCCUCAAUCCCAUAUUUCAGGAAUAUAGUGCAAAUGGUGAGAUUUCUCCGGAAUUAUUGAAUUCAUAUUUUGAUGGCCUAGAAAAGCAUUCGAGCGAGGGUGUUCCAUUUGCUGAAGGAUGCAUAAGGCGCGACAACUUUGGCCAAGGGAAUCUGACUUGUGCUGAUCAGUUGGAGGGGAAAGGAUCAACUCCAAACGGACUCUCUAACACUACAACAACAGUGCGUGAUGGGCGAAUACUUGUUGCAGAUAGCAAGAGAGGAGUCGCGUUGGCCGUAGCUCUGGUCGAUGAACCUGCCAACGGUCCUGGUCCACUGUUGCCAGCAAGUCGCGUUCCGGGAACUUACAUGAUUCCGCAGUUAAUCAAGGUUGACAACGGGUUGAUUUCUCAUAUUGAAAGCGUUAUCAAAUGGGUUCCGUUCGGAUAUACGUCUGGAUGGGGAGAGAGGAGGGCGAGAAAGGAAAUGGUGAUUUAGAGUUGUUGUUUUCGUGUACAUGUUUAGAGGUGAAAAAGUUGAGAGAAUGUAGGUCCAUACCUGGUAUGAGCUUGCCUAAGAUAAUACUAGGUACCUGUAACACAAAUGGCCCUUAUGGAGGCCCCGCACCCCGCACCACCUGGCCAUUACAUGGAAGCUACAGCGACGGACUGAUAGAGGGGCCAUCCUUGCAACUUUUCAGGCUGGGACAGCCCUAAACAUUCUUCGCUGUACAUUAGGUACCUAACCUAAGUACAAUACAUCUUCAGACCUUUAAACCUCCUCAGACCAGUCACCAAUAACAACAUUAGGUUAUAGGUUAGGUACCUCACAUACGUACUACUACUUAUUUAGAGAACUUUGCAAACAACUUCUUCGAUAUCCCGAGACUUCAAGGUCUCAACUCAAGCUCAGCAUGCAGUCCGGAAUAUCUGGUA
Molecule: messenger RNA, 2901 nt
Organism: Daldinia caldariorum
Lineage: Eukaryota; Fungi; Ascomycota; Sordariomycetes; Xylariales; Hypoxylaceae
Exons: 1
Coding region: 575-2464 (629 amino acids)
Source: RefSeq, a predicted model, not a curated record